Oppiella nova is the source of this 1392-nucleotide messenger RNA. The record is from the annotation of a GenBank genome assembly. Lineage: Eukaryota; Metazoa; Arthropoda; Arachnida; Sarcoptiformes; Oppiidae.
UAUUGGAAUGACUACUCGAAACUGAGUUUAUAUGAGGCCUACCAUCAGAAACAGGUGCUAAACAAAGCCAAGAAUGUGAUCCUAUUCCUGGGCGACGGUAUGGGUAUAUCCACUAUAACACCGGCCCGUAUACUGAAGGGUCAGCUCCGGGAGCAGAGCGGAGAGGAGGCUAAGCUGACGUUUGAAGAGUUUCCAUACGUUUCCCUCAUUAAAACAUACAAUGUUGACUAUCAGGUGCCAGACAGCGCCGGUACGGCCACGGCAUUCAUGUGUGGCGUUAAGACCAACAAAGGUGUGGUGGGAGUGACGGCUCGGGUUCAGCCCAAAGAACCCAACUGUGAUGUCGUCCAACAGAAUAGUGUCUCAUCUAUACUGAAGUGGGCCUUAGAUUCCGGUAAGAGCGCCGGUGUUGUGAGCACUGCCCGCAUAACCCACGCCACACCUGCCGGUGGGUACGCAAGUGUCGCCAAUAGGGACUGGGAGGCCAGUAUGCCUGCAGAGGCUAAUACACAGCCAGAUCGGUGCAAAGAUAUAGCCAGACAACUGGUCGAGAAUGAGCCUGGUGCUAAUCUGAGUGUCAUAUUGGGCGGCGGCAGACGUUAUUUCAUACCCAAAGAACAGACUGACGGCCAGGGAGGCGGAGCGGGUCUGCGAACUGACGGCCAGAAUAUGAUCGAUAAGUGGCUGAAACUGAAGAGUGAAAGUGGUUUGCCGUCCGAUUCAUACCAAUACGUGAACACGAGAUCUAAGUUGCAGUCAAUCGACUACAAGAAAACCGAUUACCUGUUCGGUCUGUUCAAUGGCGACCACAUGGCCUACGAUCAGGAACGGGAUGUGGGACCGGAUGGUGAGCCCAGUAUUGAGGAGAUGACCGACGCGGCCAUACGGGUGCUCCAGAAGAAUGAUAAGGGGUUUGUGCUUCUGGUAGAGGGCGGACGUAUAGACCACUCACAUCACGAUAACUUCGGGGUUAUGGCGUUGUGGGAGACCAUCGCCAUGGAUAAGGCGGUGGAGAAGGCCGUGAAGUCAACCAAUUUGGAUGAGACCCUCAUUGUGGUGACGGCUGACCACUCGCACACCUUCACGAUGAAUGGUUACCCCAAGAGAGGCAACGAUAUCAGAGGUGUGGCCGGAACUGAUGAUAAUAAGGUGGGAUUCACGACACUUAUGUACGCUAAUGGACCUGGACACCAACACGAUAGGGUUGACCCUAACACUGUCGACACCACACAACUUAGGUACCGUGAUCUGUCAGCUGUUCCUAUAAGUAGUUCAAAUCAUGGCGGUGAGGAUGUUGCCCUAUACGCUGUGGGUGCGAUGUCUCACAUAUUUCAUGGCACUCAAGAGCAGCCAUAUGUGGCCCACGGGAUGGCAUUUGCCUCAUGUAUUGGU